GGACCCGGGGGGCGGGCGGCGCGAGCGGCGGGCGGGGCGCAGCGCGGCGGGACCGGGAGGCUGCGGCGCGGAAGGGGCGCGGGGCCCUCCGACCUCCCGCGUCCGUAGGCGGUGGCGGUGGCGGUGGCGGCGACGGCGGCGCGGACGGCAAGCGCUGCUGAGCCGGCCGCUCCAGGAUGAACCUCGGCUCCGAGAAGGGGAAGUAGAAGCCCAGCGGGGCCUCCGCUAUGGCCUGUGAACCACAGAUGGACCCUGGCGGGGCCGCGGGCCCCCUGCCCACUUCCUCCCAUGGCUGGAGCGCCCUGCCUCCGGGGAACCCUCCUGGCUGGGGGCAAGAACUCCGCAAUGGCCAGGUGCUCACGGUUCUCCGGGUCGACAACACCUGUGCACCCAUCUCCUUCGAUCUGGGGACGGCAGAAGACCAACUGCAGGCCUGGGGCAUUCAGGUGCCGGCUGACCAGUACAGGAGCUUGGCGGAGAGCGCCCUCUUGGAGCCCCAAGUGCGAAGAUACAUCAUCUACAACUCGAGGCCCAUGCGGCUGGCCUUUGCUGUGGUUUUCUACGUGGUGGUGUGGGCCAAUAUCUACUCCACCAGCCAGAUGUUUGCCCUGGGCAGCCACUGGGCGGGCGUGCUGCUCGUGACCCUGGCCGCGGUCAGCCUGACCCUGACCCUCAUGCUUGUCUUCGAGAGACACCAGAGGAAGGCCAACACCAACACUGACUUGAGGCUGGCGGCUGCCAAUGGAGCCCUGCUGAGACACCGGGUGCUGCUGGGGGUGACGGACACGGUGGAAGGAUGCCAGAGUGUGAUCCAGCUCUGGUUUGUCUACUUCGACCUGGAGGACUGCACCCAGUUUUUGUCUGACCACGUGCGAGAAAUGAAGACCAGCCAAGAGUCUUUGCUGAGAAGCAGACUGAGCCAGUUAUGCGUCGUCAUGGAGACCGGGGUGAGCCCAGAGGCGUCGGUGGUGGAGGGGCCGGCGGACCUGGAGGCUGCACCCCUCCUGCCCAGCACUGCUCGCCCUCCAGAGAGGGCGCUCAUGCAGACCGAGCUGCACCAGCUGGUUCCUGAGGCUGAGCCGGAGGAAAUGGCCCAGCAGCUGCUGGCGGUGUUCGGUGGCUACUACACCCGGCUUCUGGUGACCUCCCAGCUCCCCCAAGCCGCGGGGACACGGCACCUGGACUCUCCAAAGGUUCCCUGUCCCUGCCAGCUCAUAGAAGCCCACCUCCUGGGCGCCGGCUGCUGCCCAUUCCUGGCCAGGUGACCUCGGGAUGAAGAGCCUCAUUUUCCUCCAAGACUGAGAAGUGGGGGAGACCUCUGGCACCUGGGAUGGCCGAUGGUGAGCCCCAAGCUAGGAGGGGUGCAGCUGGGGCCCUGUCGGCGUGGCUUUGGCCUCUCGAGGAGCUGCUGGCUGGCCCCAGUCCGAGCUACUCUAUGCCACGGAGGACCGUGGGCAUGGAUGGGAGGGCCGGUCUCCCAGCCCUUUCACUGCUCGGAGGUCCAGAGGUGACCAGACUGGGCCAGUGGCGUGUAUAGGGCUUGGUCUCCGUGGCAAGCCCAUCCCCGGCCCCACCGUGGAAGGCUGGGAAACUGAGCCUCUUAAAGAGGACACUGCUUUUCUGCUGUGGCCUCUGACCUCCUCCGUUUGAGACUGCCUCCUUCCAGUCUGGAGAACAUGAGCGCACUGAGAACUUCCUGCAUCCUGGAGCUUUUCUGCCCCCUACUUCGUGUAAGAACAGCGGCACCUGUGCUUGUCAGCCGCCAGCCGCGAGCCACAGAAGGCAGAGACGGAGGACGGAGACGGAGGGCGGUGAGCUGCCGAGGGGAGCGCUGGAGGAGACCGGGCCUGUUUGGCCGGCCUUCCUUGGUCCACGGCACGCACGCUGUGGUCGUGGUUCCAUGCUCCAGACGCUGGUUGACAUGUGUGGUCUCUAACACUAAUGCUGCUCUGGAAUCAAUGUGAUCGACCCUCGUGGGGUUCUGUGAUGAGCUCAGAGGCUGGCUGGAAGACCCAGUGCCCCGCGGGCCCAAGGUCAAAAGCCCCGGCCUGGGAUGUGAAGGCCCUGCGGCCCCCAGGACUUGGCCUUCCUCUGCAGGUUUGUCCUCUGAAGUUGAAACUCUUGAACCGACUUACGAGGGUACCUUAAAAAGCUUGGAGAAAGCAAAUUAAAAAAUAAGUUUGUUUUGGUGCAAAAGUGUUCAAAAUCUGUGUGUAUGAGGGGUCUUCAAAAGGUUCAUGGAAAAUGUGUAGGAUGAAAAAACUGCAUGGAAUUAAAUUGAUUUUUGCACUAAA
Oryctolagus cuniculus (rabbit) is the source of this 2294-nucleotide messenger RNA. RefSeq names its product transmembrane protein 268 (gene TMEM268). The record is from RefSeq and is a predicted model, not a curated record. NCBI's taxonomy places the organism in Eukaryota, Metazoa, Chordata, Mammalia, Lagomorpha, Leporidae.